AUGUCUGAGCAAAUUAACUACUCAAAAGUUAUAGAGUUUUUCUGGUUUUUCUUUCCCUUUUUACUAUUCAUAUGUGCUGUUCUACUGAAAUUUUACAUAAAAACUAGCAUUCAUGUUGAUUAAGGAUAAAAUAGAUCAAAAUCAUAUAGUCAAUAAAAUUUGAAUGAUUAAAAACACAAUGAACCGUAAAAACAUGAUAAUGAUGGAUUUUAAGGUCCUGGUAUGAUAUAAUCACUUAUUAUAUUUAGAAAUACAAAUUGUUGGAAAUGUCUAACAAAAUCAAUAGAUGGAUAUAGUAUAUGAAGGAAAAUAAAUGUAAUAGGCAUAAUCAAUGUAGUAAGUACCUUAAUUAUCAACCAUUUCUCCAAAUCUUACAUAAAAUGUAUAUCUUUAUUUUUAUUAUUCAAAUUUAGACAAGAACAGCAAAAUUAUUUAAUGGAUUAAAUGAAAUGAUUUCAACUUAUUUUCCUCUACUCUCAGUAUCUAUCUUAUGUAUUAAUAAUUUUGCUGUAUGGGGUUGGGCAUUGUCAUGUGUUCUUAUAUAUUUAGUUUUUGUUAUUGCUUUCAAUAUCUGUGAAGUCUAGCGCAACUUUUCAGAUACAAUUAAAAGUAAAUGUUUAUAUUAUUUAUUUAGAAUUUUUGUAUAUAAGUCAUCACAUUUGGUUAGGUGGUAUAUUUAUUAGCUAUUUAGCCUGCAAAUUGAAAUUGUCAAAUUGA
Paramecium sonneborni is the source of this 717-nucleotide messenger RNA. The record is from the annotation of a GenBank genome assembly. NCBI's taxonomy places the organism in Eukaryota, Ciliophora, Oligohymenophorea, Peniculida, Parameciidae.